AUGAAUACUAUAUCUCCACCGCUUCAACAAAAGCCUUCAAUCGGUCACAACUACUUCCAGUCAGAACCCGAGUCAUUGUCUAAUCAAUCGGAACCUCAAUCCAUAACUCCAACACAUAUAACCUCCAAUAAGUCCGCUGCCAAGAAAAAGAAGGCGACAAAGACGACAUAUAAGCACAUCCCUCAUCGUGAGAAACCCAUACAUCUGGUGGCGCGAAGGAAUGCCCGCGAGAGACGGCGUGUGCAAGCAGUGAACAGCGCUUUCGUAAGAUUAAGGAAAUGCGUGCCCAUUGAGAACCGCAACAAACGACUGUCCAAAGUGAAGACAUUGCAUCGCGCCAUUGAAUACAUCGCUGGCCUUCAGGACCUCAUACGAGAGGCUGACCAGCAAGAAGGUAGUGUUGCCGACGAAUCCAAUGAGCAGCUCCUCAAUGGAUUCAUUAAAUCUGAGAUCGAGUGCACAGAAAAAAAGUUUAAUAAAGAGAAUAGAAUUGGAGAUCAGAAAUGGAUUGAAACG
Messenger RNA from Oppiella nova, 516 nucleotides. The record is from the annotation of a GenBank genome assembly. Lineage: Eukaryota; Metazoa; Arthropoda; Arachnida; Sarcoptiformes; Oppiidae.